UUGCCACUGCCCACUGUUGCCGCACAGCAAGCCCCGCAGCACACCACGCAAGCAGGAGCAGCGGCAGCGGGGCGCAAUAAUGCGGACGCAGGCGAGCACAGCGGCGUCACGGCUGCGGCAGUAAUGGCCGCCUGGUUCCACCACGGCGUCUACUAGCGACACACUUCGAGCCCACCCCUUCCUUGAUUCCUUCACCACACCCCGCUCCGGAUCGCGCACCGCGCCUGGCCCCCAAACGCAAUCUUCUGCCGAGCGGCGCCGUUCAUUGGGUGGCGACUGGCGAGGCGACCCCGGCUCUCGGUGUGGUCUCGGCCGGCGUUGAUCAGGUUGAUGCGAGUGAGAAGGGCGGCGCGAUGGGCAUCUCGGCGAGGUGGCUUAAGUCGUUGGUUGGGCUGAGGAAGGUGGAGCGGCAGCAGCAGCAGCAAAAGGAGGAUGAAGAUGUUGGACGGAUGAAAAAUGAUGCCACAGAACUGUUACAUGGCCAGAAUCAGCACUUCCAAGAUGACAGCAGCCUUGCUGCACAACAAGAUUUCACAGAAGUUGCUAAUGGAAAUGGUUCACGGGAAGGUGAUUCGGAUGCGCCUUCAUGCUUGGAACCCACUUGUGGUUCACCUCAUAUUCCACUGCCUCAAACUGAAGAUGAACUCAACGAGAUCUGGGCUGCUACAGUUAUUCAGACAGCAUUUAGAGCUUUCUUGGCUAGGAGAGCCCGUCGAGCUUUAAAAGGGCUGGUUAGGCUUCAAGCCCUUGUAAGAGGUCAUAUAGUGCGAAAGCAGGCUGCUACAACGCUCCGCUGCAUGCAAGCUUUGGUCAGGGUUCAAGCCCGUGUUAGAGCAAGGCGAGUUCGCAUGGCUUUGGAAAACCAGAUCGAACAGCAAAAUAGUUCACCAGAGCAAACGAAGGAGGCACAAGUUAGAGAAAUUGAGGAUGGCUGGUGUGAUAGUAUUGGUUCUGUGGAAGAUAUCCAAACAAAGCUUUUAAAGAGGCAGGAAGCUGCAGUUAAACGCGAGCGAGCCAUGGCCUAUGCUCUUACUCAUCAGUGGCAAGCAAGUUCAAGACAAGCGACAGCAUUUGAACCUGACAAGAACAGCUGGGGCUGGAAUUGGCUAGAGAGAUGGAUGUCUGUUCGUCCAUGGGAGAGUCGGUUCCUUGGUGCUUACACAGCAGACGGGAUUGUCAAGGUUAAUGAAUUGAGGCAACCUGACAGAAGUGCAACCAAGACUCCAUACAGAAAACCUGUUAAAAAGCAUGAUUCACUUCAACCAAACACAUUGAACCAGAAGGUCUUCCCUUCGAAUUCAGAGGGUGGUGGCUCCUCAACAAACCGUUCAAAUGGUCCCGUAUCUGGUAAAUCCAGGCUGAGGGUGUUAGCCAGAGAAGGUUCUGAUGAAGCUCUAUCUCAUCCUUCAGGACUUGGUGUGCGUUCCACUAGUAAUCCAAAGGAGAGGAAUGGGGAUUUGGAUUCACAUGUUCAUAAAAGACUCUCCUUGCCUGGCAGUGGUGUAGAAGCUGGCAAACGUCUGACGAAGAAAACCAUGGUUAACCGAUCCCUGAAGUCUACAAAAGAUCACCAGAUGUUGCAGUCAAGGCAUCACCUUGCCAGUUCCAUUGAUCCGUUGCCUAACAGAGUUGAGCUGCAGACUUGAGAAGCCAUGUGAAGCCUGAUCUUGGAUUGCACUUAGCAAGUCAGAAGUCAUUCCUCGUUCGUGGAGCGAAGAUCGAUCCAGCAUUCGCUGCGAUGUAGAUGUGGCCUCAGCUCAUUUCAUGAGAGAUUAGAUUGGCCAUAUCAUAUAUCUGGAGGUGACUAUUGGGUGUAUUGUUGUAUUUGUAAGCUGUAGCUAUGAGCUGUAAAUUUUUGUGCUUUGACUUGUGCCGUUGUGCGUUUGUGUGUUGUCGGUCUAUGGUAUUGGUAUACCUGUCUCUUCGAAGGUUAAGCGAGGUAGAUCUAUUGAACUGUUUUGUCGUCCAUAGUAUUGGUAGUUUUGUAGAGAGUAAUAGUUGCAGUAGAGACAACUACUAAUUGCACAUGCUGUUAUCUCGAUUUUCCA
Messenger RNA from Panicum virgatum (switchgrass), 2048 nucleotides. RefSeq names its product protein IQ-DOMAIN 1-like. The transcript is spliced from 8 exons. Gene Ontology annotation, molecular function: protein binding. The record is from RefSeq and is a predicted model, not a curated record. NCBI's taxonomy places the organism in Eukaryota, Viridiplantae, Streptophyta, Magnoliopsida, Poales, Poaceae. Bases 354 to 1646 code for a protein of 430 amino acids.